AUGGAUCACAUAUCUGCAGUUAAGUCAUGCACCGGUUCCUGUGGCGGCACCUUUUCCUCCCAGCUCCCUCUCCCCACGGCCUCCCCGACCCUCCACCCGCUCGCUUCCCCUCUCCACCUUCCCGCCUAUUCCCGCAGCAGCGUCUUCCGCCGCUCCCUCUUCUCCCCGCCCCUCCACCGUCUUCUCCCGGCCUAUUACCGCAACCGUUUUCUUCCUCACCCCGCACCGUUUUCUUCCCGUCUUCCCACCUCCUCGCAGCAGCGUCUGUCUGCCGCGGUCUCUUCCCACCAUCUUCUCCUCUCCCCAUCCUCUUCUUUCCCAGCCUCUUAUUCUCCACUGUUUUCUUCCCCUCCCCACCAUUUUCUUCCCGUUUCCAUCUCCCCACCUUCUCGCAGCAGCGACUUCCUGCCGCGCUUUUCUCUCCCCGCUUCCUCUCCCCACCGCCUUCUCCCCGGAUCGUCUUCUCGCCCUCUCCCUUCUCCGCGCUCUCCCACUGCCUUUCACCUAGAAGCCCUCCACGCGUGCGCGCGCCUGUGUCCCUGCGCCCGGCGUGUCUCUGCGCCCAGGCAGCCCCUGAGCUGGGCCCCUGAGCGCCGCCCCAGCAGCCAACUGGAGACCCCGCAAAGUCGCUGCCUGUGCGACCGCGGCUGCCCCCGCCCCCGCCGCUACCUCAGAACUGAACAGUGUUGGCUGCGGGCGGAAGACUGUGGGGCCCAGAAGACUGCGGGGAGAGGGGGAGGAGGGGACGGAGAGGGUGGGAAAGACCUUGGAAAGUGGGAUCGGGGAGAAGGAGGAGGGGAAGAAGACUGCGGAGUGAGGAGAAAGUGCUGGUAGAACACAGUGUGGUACAGAAGAAGGUGGAGGAAAACGCUGAAGAGAGGGAGAAAGGACGGUGGGAAAGAAGACGAAAGGCCAUGGGAACCUAUAGAGACCUACAGGGAAGAUGGCCAAGGGACAAGGGAGGCAGAGUCUGGAGUUAUGCUGCCUACAGUCACGGAAUGCCGAGGACAGCUGGAAACCACCAGAAGCUAAGAAGGAGAUUUUACCUGAAAGCCUCCCAAAGAAAUCAAUCAUACACCUCCCUUUUGAAUUUCUAGCCUCAUGACCUGUGA
Messenger RNA from Piliocolobus tephrosceles (Ugandan red Colobus), 1112 nucleotides. Its product is annotated as zyxin-like. The transcript is spliced from 3 exons. The record is from RefSeq and is a predicted model, not a curated record. The coding region runs from base 1 to 834 and encodes 277 amino acids. NCBI's taxonomy places the organism in Eukaryota, Metazoa, Chordata, Mammalia, Primates, Cercopithecidae.